Chelonoidis abingdonii (Abingdon island giant tortoise) is the source of this 2937-nucleotide messenger RNA. The record is from RefSeq and is a predicted model, not a curated record. NCBI's taxonomy places the organism in Eukaryota, Metazoa, Chordata, Testudines, Testudinidae.
CCCGCGCGGCGGCGGCUUCCGCCUUUUGAGAGGCUUGAGCGCUGGUGAGAUGGCGCCGAGGUGCUGAAGACUCCCUGGUCCUAUUCAUUUGAAUGGAGCUGGGGGUGCUCAGUACUUCUGAAAAUCUUCCAUGGCGUCAUCUUUUUUGGUUAGCAUUUUCAAACAUGGGUGCCUAAAGUCUCCAUCCUCUGAGCGUGUUUUGUUGCUGUACUGUCUGUCCAUUUUGGGAGUUGGCCAAGUUGACUUUAAUGCUAAUUUGCAAAAAGACAGAAAGUCAAAAAAAUCAGCUUGGAAGUUUAGCCUUGACCUAACCCAUCCUGUAGAAGAUGGAAUAUUUGAUUCUGGAAAUUUUGAACAGUUCCUAAAGGAGAAGGUUAAGGUCAAUGGAAAAACUGGAAACCUGGGGAACGUAGUUCACAUUGAACGCUUUAAGAACAAGAUCACAGUCAUAUCUGAGAAGCAGUUCUCUAAAAGGUAUCUGAAAUACCUCACAAAGAAAUAUCUCAAGAAGAACAAUCUUCGUGACUGGCUUCGUGUGGUCGCAUCUGAUAAGGAGACAUAUGAGCUGCGCUACUUCCAAAUCAGUCAAGAUGAGGAAGGAUCAGAGUCUGAGGAAUAAAUGAAGCUUUUACUGAAAGCUUUAUGCUCUUAAACAGCGUACAAAAGACUAAACAUCUAUUUAUGAAAGCACUUUAACUUAUUGGUGAAUAAAGGUUUUGUACACUGUUUCAAAAAAAGUUCCUGCUGAAGUGUGGUCAGUGUCAGCUUAGUAACCUUUCUUGCACUUUCAUUCACAGUAAAAGGCCAGUGUAGAGACUUGUACUUUGUUUGCAGUUCUCUUUCAUCAGGAUAAAUCAGGAGUAACUUAUGAAGUCAGUGGCGUUCCAGUGGUGUAGUAAAGCUAAUGAAAGAGAGGAAAAUUGGGCACUUUGCGCUUGUAUUUACAUUAAAUUUGCAUACAUUCAGAACACAUACUCACAUUUGGGUUUUGGCAUGCACAUUCUUAUAGGACUUCUUGUGACUCUAGAAGGCCCUUGACCACUAUAUUGUUUUAACACUAUAUUGUUCAAAUUAGGUAAAAUAAGGGUUGAAGGUGUAAUGUACGUAUAUAAUUAUCAAAGAAAAGCAAGAUUUUGAUGAUGCUCAAGAAUGUGAUCUGCUUAUAUACAGAAAAUAACGAGUAAAGUGCCAUGGGCUAACAUGUAGCUUAUAUCCCUAAAUUAGAAUACAAAUAGCAAAUAAAUGUCAUUUAUUUUCAGUUAUCACCAAGUUUUCUAGUUUAAUCCCCACUACUGGAGUAUUUUAAAAACUAAAAUAAGGAAUAAAUAUUUAGUUUUAUUUCUCCAGUGACAUAAAAUCAGAGUCCCUAUUGAUAGUCACAUUUAAAACGUUGCAUCUUGCCCUCUUUUUGUACUUUUUGAGUUUAGAAUUUCUUCUUCUAAUCCCGACUUUAAUUUUUUUGCUCAGUUGGCUGACUAGCAGUUCUGUAUUUAAAAUCAAAGGAUCCCACACCGAGGAUGAAAUAAUUCAAACUUUAAAAUAUCAGAAUAAAAUGGAUUAGGGACUAUGCAAUUAUUUUCUUCAUAUAAGCAAGAUCUAACUGGGGGUAUCUUACAGAGCAGCAUACACCUCUACCCCCAUACAACACUACCUGAUACAACACGAAUUCGGAUGUAAUUCGGUAAAGCAGUGCUACGGGGGUGCGGGGCUGCACACUCCUGCAGAUCAAAGCAAGUUUGAUAUAACGCAGUUUCACCUAUAACGCAGUAAGAUUUUUUGGCUCCCGAGGACAGUGUUAUAUCGGGAUAGAGAUGUACUUAAUGCCUGUCCUAAAAAGUGUGUGGUCUAAGGACCAAAUUCUAGUUUCAUUGAAAGGAAUUUUGCCAAAGCCAGAAUUUUGACCAUGAGCCAGACUGUAAACAUGGCAAAUUGUAUUAGGGAUUGUUAUACAUUGUGGAGUUCCCUUUGAGGUUUAUGCUGUGUGUUGCACAAGCCUUCAAAAUUAUUUAAAAAAAUUUUUUUUUAAUAAUUAAAGUUGAGGGAUCAAAUGACUCAGAUAGCUAAUAAGAUAGUUCUAAGAUGGCUCAGAUAACUGGUGAUCAAAAAAUUGCUGUGUGAUAGGUGAAUUUGGAAUGAGUUUUGAUUUCAGUCCAUUACUAUGUAGAAUAGUCCAUUCUUUCUUAUUUUCACACUUUUAGUAAAUGUAACAUAUUUUAAAAAUAAAUUAGUUGUAUUUUGAUAGCUGAAAGUUGUCUGCUUCCCCCCCUUAGGCAGCAGUGCACAUUAGGUUUGGGCUGGCAGAUGGUACAAAAAACAGUAUUUGGAAGGGGUGUGAAAUAUUUCUCUGGCCUGAUUUAAUAAUAUCCAGUAACCAGUAACUCAAUCCAGUGUUUUAUUAACAGUUAAUCCUAAAUUUUUAAGAGAGCCAGAUUUUGCUUGUGCCAAAAUUAGUAGUGAGCAUGUGAUUGGAAGUGGGAUGCUCCUGGCUGAAGUUCUCUAUGUGUAAAGAUGUCCCUCUAACAUGUAUGCCCUGGUUUAGGUGAGCUCCAAUAUCAAGUUCCCUCCCCAAAUCACUCUGUCUCCCAGUGGAGGAAAAGAGUCAUUAAUAGUUCUCUGGAAGUCUGCUUUUAGAUCCUGAUUAAGCCAGCAUAAUCGUUUCAUGGAAGGAUUCCUCUGCCCGCUGUGAACGGGGUAGAAUCAGCCACCUCUGCAAUAUCUGAGUCCAGUAGGAGUGAUCCACAUGGGACAGGGGGGAUGUGCAUAGGAGAGACUGAAAGAUUUGCUGGAAGUUUUCCUCCUUUAGUACCUUCCUACACGUUUUAAUGCCUCUAUUUUUAGUGGCAGAAAAUAGUAAGUUCAGUAAGCAGAGAAGAACCUGAUUUUGAAAAGAUUUCAUUGUGAGUGUCCAAAAAGAAUAAAAACAUGCAUUAAAAAUUG